UCCUUCUUCUUCUUCUAUUUAUUUGACUUCAUUUUCAACUUUCAAUUUAGGAUAUUAUUAUUGAAUUAAUUAUAUAUCCUCCAAAAAUUAAAAAAAAAAAAAUGAAAGACAUUAUAGGAAACCCUUUACGCCUUAAAUCAGUAAAUCAUAUUUCCCUUAUCUGCAAAUCACUUGAAGAAUCUAUCAACUUCUAUCAAAAUGUUCUUGGAUUUAUUCCCAUUAGAAGACCUGGAUCAUUUGAUUUUGAAGGAGCAUGGUUAUUUGGCUAUGGAAUUGGAAUUCACCUUCUUCAGACAGCAAACCCUGAAAAUAUUCCAAUGAAGAAAGAAAUUAAUCCAAAAGAUAAUCAUAUAUCAUUCCAGUGUGAAAGCAUGGGAAUGGUACAAAAAUGUUUGGAGGAGAUGAAGAUUGAUUUUGCUCGUGCAUUGGUGGAAGAAAAUGGAGUUCAAGUUGAUCAGUUAUUUUUUCAUGACCCAGAUGGAUUCAUGAUUGAGAUAUGCAAUUGUGAUAAUCUUCCUGUUAUUCCAUUAGCUGGUGACAUGGUUAGAUCAUGCUCAAGACUCAAUCUUGACAUUAUGCAACAACAGAUACAACAAGUUGUCAACCAAAUUUAAUCAUAAGGAAAUAUCAAUGUUAUGAGGUGCAUUUGUUCUUCUAAUAAAAAGAAAACUAUGUAUAUUGUCGGAAUAUUUGAAAAUACUAUAGUGUGAAAUAAGAAAAAUUAGAAGUUUUUCAUUAGUUUGUUUAUAUAUUUUUUAUAGCUUUUUUUAUUGUAAAAA
Molecule: messenger RNA, 779 nt
Organism: Vicia villosa (hairy vetch)
Lineage: Eukaryota; Viridiplantae; Streptophyta; Magnoliopsida; Fabales; Fabaceae
Product: glyoxylase I 4-like
Exons: 4
Coding region: 102-614 (170 amino acids)
Source: RefSeq, a predicted model, not a curated record